Molecule: messenger RNA, 3076 nt
Organism: Rattus norvegicus (Norway rat)
Lineage: Eukaryota; Metazoa; Chordata; Mammalia; Rodentia; Muridae
Gene: Cdc50b
Product: cell division cycle 50 P4-ATPase accessory subunit B
Biological process (GO): aminophospholipid transport; endosomal transport; aminophospholipid translocation
Cellular component (GO): membrane; phospholipid-translocating ATPase complex; plasma membrane
Molecular function (GO): aminophospholipid flippase activity
Source: RefSeq, marked inferred
GAGGCCCGCCGCUGACCCGGGUUGAGCACCCACCGCAGGCCCCGGCUGAGACCCCGCCAUGACCUGGAGCGCCUCGGCGCGGGGCGCGCAGCAGCCCGACAACACCGCCUUCACGCAGCAGCGCCUCCCCGCCUGGCAGCCGCUGCUGUCGGCCGGCAUCACGCUGCCGCUCUUCUUCUGCGCCGGCCUGGCGUUCAUCGGCCUGGGACUGGGCCUCUUCUACUCCUCCAACGGCAUCCAGGAGCUGGAGUACGACUACACCGGCAACCCCGGCACCGGCAACUGCUCGGUGUGCGCCGCCAAGGGCCAGGACCGCGCGCCGCCGCCCAGCUGCCAGUGCUCCUGGAGCUUCACGCUGCCCGAGCUCUUCCCGGGCCCCGUGUACCUCUACUACGAGCUGUCCAACUUUUACCAGAACAACCGGCGCUACGGCGUGUCCCGCGACGACGCUCAGCUCAGCGGCCUGGCCAGCGCGCUGCGCCACCCGGCCAACGAGUGCGCCCCCUACCAGUUCAGCUCCGACGGCCUGCCCAUCGCGCCGUGCGGCGCCAUUGCCAACAGCCUCUUCAACGAUUCCUUCUCGCUCUGGCACCAGCGCCAGCCCGCGGACCCUUUCGUCGAGGUGCCGCUCGACCGCACCGCCAUCGCCUGGUGGACUGACUACCACGUCAAGUUCCGCAACCCGCCGCUGGUGAACGGCAGCCUGGCGCUGGCCUUCAAGGGCACGGCGCCGCCGCCCAACUGGCACCGGCCGGUUUAUGAGCUCAGCCCGGAUCCCAACAACACCGGCUUCAUCAACCAGGACUUCGUGGUGUGGAUGCGCACCGCAGCGCUGCCCACGUUCCGCAAGCUGUAUGCGCGCAUCCGCCAGGGCAACUACUCGGCCGGUCUUCCCCGGGGCACUUACCGGGUCAACAUCACCUACAACUACCCCGUGCGCGCCUUCGGCGGCCACAAGCUUAUCAUCCUUAGCAACAUCUCAUGGAUGGGUGGCAAGAACCCUUUUCUGGGCAUCGCCUACCUGGUCGUCGGCUCCCUCUGUAUCCUCAUGGGCUUUGUCAUGCUGGUCGUCUACAUUCGCUACCAGGACCAGGAUGACGACGACAAUGACGAUGAGUGAUCUUGCCUCCCCUUCCUGCUUCUUGGCCAAGCCGCAUUUAGCGGUGGUAGCCCUUUGCUCCUAACACAACUUAAGGCUCACUGAUCUGUUGUUGUGGACGAAGGGCCUGAAGAAGGGAAUUACACGCUCACUCUUAAGAGAUACGGGACUGUUCUCAGGUUUUGGACUGCAGAGUGACACAUCUUGCCAUUUCUGCCCAUCUCCCCCGUGGCUUACCGGGUGGACAUGGCAGGUCCUUAAAGUCUACAGCAUUCCAGGGCAAAGGACACGGAAGAUUCCUGGAUUGGAACUCAUUAAGACCAACAGCCAGCAGUUGGAUCCCAUUCUGAAUCUAAGCUUUUGUUCCUCCCUCUAAGCUUCAGCCACCCUCAGCUUUCUGGGAGGAAGAUACCGGAUGGGGUGGGGAAGUGUUGGGAUGGAAAAUUAUGUCCACUGAUGGCCUACAGAAGCUUGGGGGAGUGGGAAAAGCACAUUUGUUAAAAUCUAAGUCGAUGAAGAGGCGCCAGGCCCCUCAGGUUCUGAUACAGUAAGGCCAGGAUGAGCAAGCUUCUCUGGAGUCCCUGUGCCCUUAAAUUUGGGAAUGCUGACCCAGGUUGGGCCUGAAGUACUCACCUGAGCUCUGUUUUUCCUGUAAUAAUUUGUUCCCACGAACGGUGGCAAUCAUAGUGUUGGUGUUUGCUCUUGAGCAUAGGAAGGAAGCUUGCAAUUUAUGGGACAAGUGAGAAAAAUUGCUAGGUCUAGGAAGCUGCAGAUCUGCAGGGCCAAAGCGCGUCAUUAAACGUGAAAGCAAACUUAACAAGAGGCUGUGUAAAACUUUGAAAAUGCAAGCGCAGUUUGCAUGGCUCAGGGGGAAGUGUUUUAACCUGAAAAACCGGACUGCAAAUGAUCUUGGUGAGGAGCUGUUUCCUUGGGACCUUGAGGGACCGACUUCUGCCUGACUUCUCACCCCCCCCCCCCUUUUGAAUGAAUCAUCGUCUUUUUUUUUUUUUUUUUUGAUGCUGAAGGGAAUAAUUUAGUUAACUUUGUGUUAUUUUCACAAAGAAUUAUCUUAAGUCAGUGUCAACUCUCAAAUGAAACGCAUUUCUAGUGAUCACGUUUAAGAAUGAUGAGGGAUAGAUAUAUUCUUAUAAGCAAAAUAGACUCGGGAUUAUUUUAGCCUUUAAGAUAAUGUUAAAAUUACUGGGCUGAUUUUAUUUGAUUGCCUACAAUUGAUAUAAAGCUAGUCUCAGAGACAAUUGGGACAUUUUUAUUUUAAACCAUCCCCCCCUUUUAUGGAACAAUAAUUUAAAAGAAAAUUAAAAAUAAAAUUUUCCAUGAUACUGUCUUCCAGGUUCCCUGAAGAAAAGUUACUUGGCAUUUGUCAGGGUGCUCUGGGCUGACUCCCUAGUGCAGUUAUUUUCUGGUUGCUGGUGUAUUUUCAUUCCUCGAAGGCAGCACAGGUCUUGGAGUAUGUUUUAUGGCUGUCAGAUGUUGAGCUACGGUGAUUAUUUCCAUUCAUUCUAUUCUUCUGUUUUAGUUAAUACUUAUUUUUAGAUGAACAGCAUGCCUAAGAUUAAAAAGUGACUUAAAAUAACUUUUAUGCAUAUCAAAGAAAUUCUUUAGCAAUUCCAAUGUGUUGGCUUUCUGACUUCCGAAUGUGAUAACAUUUAAUAUCAGGUCACAUCUUGUGAUAUUCUUGACUAUGUAAGCUGAACGUGACACUGUACUUCAGAACGCUUUAUUUAUUAUGGAUGCUUGGUUGAUCAGCUCUCCUCUGUGUCAGGUAAAGACGUUUGCUUCAUUUCCCCCUAUAUAGUUGAGGGUAACUAUAUUUCAUUUUGUAGAGCAUUAAUCUUUUUGUUAUAAGUUUUUAUAUGAGACCAUGAAACCUAAGUCCUGGGAUUAAAUCGUAGUUUCCAGGCUUUGUUUUCGAGGUUUUUGAAAGAGAAUAAAGGUUGUAUUUGUCUUUCUCUGUUA